GUGAUGAAAUUAAUGAUGAAAAUGAAAUGAAUAUAGAAAAAGGAUCUAGUCAAAUAUCAGCAAGGACUUUGGCAGGUCUUUAUAAAUUAGCCAAUAAAGCAAGAGAAAAAACAAUUCGAA
This is a messenger RNA of Racocetra fulgida, 120 nucleotides long. The record is from the annotation of a GenBank genome assembly. Lineage: Eukaryota; Fungi; Glomeromycota; Glomeromycetes; Diversisporales; Gigasporaceae.